CUCCGCGGGGCGGACUUGGGCGGCGGCGCGGGGAGAGCGGGGCGUCUGCCGCGCGCCCGACCGCCCGGCCGGAGUCCGGGGCGCGGCCAUGGGCCCGGGGCCCCCAGCAGCCGGAGCGGGGGCGCCCCCGCGGCCACUGUCCCUGGCCGCUCGGCUGAGCUACGCCGUGGGCCACUUCCUCAACGACCUGUGCGCGUCCAUGUGGUUCACCUACCUGCUGCUCUACCUGCACUCGGUGCGCGCUUACAGCUCCCGCGGCGCGGGCCUGCUGCUGCUGCUCGGCCAGGUGGCCGACGGGCUGUGUACGCCCCUCGUGGGCUACGAGGCCGACCGCGCCGCCGGCCGCUGCGCCCGCUGCGGCCCUCGGAAGGCUUGGCACCUGGUCGGCACCGUCUGUGUCCUGCUGUCCUUCCCCUUCAUCUUCAGCCCGUGCCUGGGCUGCGGGGCGGGUACCCCGGAGUGGGCCGCCCUCCUCUACUACGGGCCGUUCAUCGUGAUCUUCCAGUUCGGCUGGGCCGCCACGCAGAUCGCCCACCUCAGCCUCAUCCCGGAGCUCGUCACCAACGACCACGAGAAGGUGGAGCUCACGGCCCUCAGGUACGCCUUCACCGUGGUGGCCAACAUCACCGUGUACGGUGCCGCCUGGCUGCUGCUCCGCCUGCAGGGCUCCCCGCACACGGACGUGGCCCGGGACGCCCGUGACCAGCUGGGCGUCCGAGACGCGCGGGUGUUCCAGAACCUGUCCCUGCUGGUGGUCGGAGUGGGAGCCGUCUUCUCGCUGCUGUUCCACGCGGGCACGAGGGAAGGGCGCCGGCCGCGGGCGGAGGAGCCCGCCGAGCGCAGCCCGCUGCUGGCCCCGCCCACCGCCCAGCCCCUGCUGCUCUGGAAACACUGGCUGCGGGAGCCCGCCUUCUAUCAGGUGGGCCUGCUGUACAUGAGCACGAGGCUCAUCGUGAACCUGUCCCAGACGUACAUAGCCAUGUACCUCACCUACUCGCUCGACCUGCCCAAGAAGUUCAUCGCCACCAUCCCGCUGGUGAUGUACGUCAGCGGAUUCUGCUCGUCCUUCCUCAUGAAGCCGGUCAACAAGUGCAUCGGGAGGAACCUGACCUACUUCGCGGGCCUCCUGGUGAUCCUGGCCUUCGCCGCCUGGGUGGCGCUGGCAGACAGGCUCGGCGUGGCCGUGUACGUAGCCGCCGUGCUGCUGGGCACGGGCUGUGCCACGAUCCUCGUCACCUCGCUGGCCAUGACGGCCGACCUCAUCGGCCCCCACACGGUAAGGCUGAUGGUGCAGACCGGGUGGGGGGUUGGGGGACCGGGGCCGGGCUGUGACCUGCCUGCCCGUGUCCCCCAGCACAGCGGAGCCUUCGUGUAUGGUGCCAUGAGCUUCUCGGAUAAGGUGGCCAACGGGCUGGCGGUCAUGGCCAUCCAGAGCCUGCAUCCCUGCUCCUUGGAGCUCUGCUGCCGGGCCUGCGUAGGCUUCUACCACUGGGUGAUGGUGGCUGUGACUGGUGGCGUGGGCGUGGCCGCCACCCUCUGUCUGUGCAGUCUCCUGAUCUGGCCCAUCCGCCUGCGGAGCUGGGACCCCGGAGCCUAACCCUGACACCGUCCCCCCACGGUCGCGGUCCUGUGCACAUGAACUCUAUAGGCCAUGCCCAGCUCCCAUCCCUGCCCCCCAUCCUCACCCGGCUGUGAGGGCGGCAGGUGAGGGCAGGCGGUCAGCAGCCCAGACUCUGAGCUUGGCCCUCUGGG
This is a messenger RNA of Panthera uncia (snow leopard), 1752 nucleotides long. It is a transcript of the gene MFSD12, whose product is annotated as major facilitator superfamily domain containing 12. Gene Ontology annotation, biological process: carbohydrate transport. The record is from RefSeq and is a predicted model, not a curated record. The transcript has 9 exons. Gene Ontology annotation, cellular component: membrane. Gene Ontology annotation, molecular function: symporter activity. Bases 89 to 1597 code for a protein of 502 amino acids. Lineage: Eukaryota; Metazoa; Chordata; Mammalia; Carnivora; Felidae.